Molecule: messenger RNA, 2100 nt
Organism: Punica granatum (pomegranate)
Lineage: Eukaryota; Viridiplantae; Streptophyta; Magnoliopsida; Myrtales; Lythraceae
Source: RefSeq, a predicted model, not a curated record
UCCCCUCCUUAUCUCUGCAGACAGCCGUAGCAACAAAAAACCACUAAGCUAGUCAUUGACAUUCACUAGGGAGAGAGAACAAUGGUGACGGCUGAGCCGCCAUCAGCCUCGGUAGCCACUGGCGGUAUGAAGUCGGUGUGGUCCCGCAUCCUCCUGGGGCGGUGGUUCAUGGCCUUUGCAUCCCUCCUCAUAAUGUCCGUGGCCGGGGCGACCUACAUGUUUGGCCUGUACUCUGGUGACAUCAAGACCUCCCUCGGCUAUGACCAGUCGACGUUGAACUUGCUGAGCUUCUUCAAGGACCUCGGGGGGAACGUCGGGGUUGUGUCGGGCCUCAUCAACGAGGUCACCCCACCAUGGGUGGUCCUUUCCGUUGGGGCCAUCAUGAACUUCUCCGGCUACUUCAUGAUAUGGCUCUCCGUCACGGGCCGGAUCUCUAAGCCAUCUGUCUGGCAGAUGUGCCUGUACAUCUGCAUCGGUGCCAACUCCCAGACGUUUGCCAACACCGGGGCUCUCGUGACUGCCGUCAAGAACUUCCCCGAGAGCCGGGGAAGUGUCCUCGGCCUAUUAAAAGGAUUCGUCGGCCUUAGUGGAGCUAUCAUGACUCAGCUUUACCGCGCUUUCUAUGGAAACGACUCGAAGGCUCUUAUCCUUCUUAUCGGGUGGCUCCCAGCGGCAGUCUCAUUCGUGUUCCUCCGAACAAUCCGGAUCAUGAAGGUUGUUCGGCAAUCGAACGAGCUUCGGGUGUUCUACGACUUCCUCUACAUCUCACUCGGCCUUGCCGGCUUCCUCAUGGUGAUCAUCAUAUUGCAAAACAGGCUCACCUUCAACAGGACUGAGUAUGUUGGGAGUGCCUCUGUAGUGCUUAUUUUGCUCUUCGUCCCUCUCGCUAUAGUCAUAAGGGAAGAAAUCAACCUAUGGAGGAGCAAAAACGAGGCCUCCAAUGGUCCUCAUCAACUUAAGAUAGUCACUGAAAAUCCCCCGUCGAUCGAGUUAACGGCGAAACCAGCAGUGCCGGAGCUGGAAGUUCCAACGACCUCGGAAAAGACGGUUUCGUGCACGAGCAACAUAUUCAGGCCGCCGGACAGGGGCGAGGACUACACAAUCCUCCAGGCGCUCUUCAGUGUCGACAUGCUGAUCCUGUUCGUGGCAACGACGUGCGGCGUCGGUGGGACGCUGACGGCAAUUGACAACCUGGGCCAGAUUGGAGCUGCACUGGGCUACCCGGCCCGGAGUGUCACGACGUUUGUGUCGCUCGUGAGCAUAUGGAACUACCUGGGCCGUGCCGUGGCGGGGUUCGCCUCGGAGGUCCUGCUUGUAAAGUACAGUUGCCCCCGCCCUCUCCUCUUCACGCUCGUCCUCGUACUCUCCUGCCUGGGACACCUUCUCAUCGCGUUCGGGGUCCCCAACUCCCUCUACGUGGCAUCUGUAGUCAUCGGGUUCUGCUUUGGGGCCCAGUGGCCUCUCCUGUUCGCGAUCAUAUCGGAGAUAUUCGGGCUCAAGUACUACUCCACCCUCUACAACGUUGGAGCCGCGGCCAGCCCUUUCGGGUCCUACAUCCUCAACGUGAAGGUGGCGGGCUGGCUCUACGACAGGGAGGCCCGGAGGCAAAUGGUGGCCCGAGGGCUCAGAGGGGCAGCCGAGGGGGAACUGACCUGCACCGGCGUGGAGUGCUACAAGACGGCCUUUCUUAUCAUCACGGCGGCAACUUUGUUCGGGUGUUUGGUUUCCUUCAUUCUGGUGAUCCGGACAAGGAAGUUCUAUCAAGGCGACAUAUACAAGAAAUUCCGGGAGGCAGCGGAGCAUGGUGAGGACCGCAAAAAUGAUGGUGGCAUCACUGGCUCCGCCGAGGAUCGUGUCACCGCGGCCGAUUCCCGGUGAUUCUGGAAGAUUUGAAUGCCAUAUUGCUGCCAUAAAUAAGCAUUUUUCUCGACAGAACCAUGCAUAUUCUUGUGCUAGCUAACUAGUUCCCCUACGAUUUUACUUAGAUUAAAAAAUUCCUGAAAACCAAGGAUUACUGCCUGCUUCCUCGUAACAUGAUGAAUUUACUUUAAAAGAAGUUGUUCUCCGACCGUACAGGAAAGGAUAAGUUAUUGUCGUCAA